AUGACAAAACUUCUCAACUUAACUAUCAAAAUUGAUAAUAAAGAUAAGUACAAAAAUGACAGCGGAAACGGAGUUUUUAAUUUUAUUAAUCCUCCUCGCGUUAUUGAGCCCACCAAUUUGUUAAUAAAGGACCAAGGGGGAACAAUUGUUACUCAACUUAAAAUUAAAAGCAAUAGUGGUUUUUUUGCCUGGGAAAAUAAGGGCACCAAUACUGAAAUUGAAUUCACUCUGAAAAACUUAAAGUACAAUGAGAAAGAGGGUUUUAGUUUUGGUGGCACAGCAGGAGCAGCAGAUACUCUUUUUCUAAACGCCAAUGAUUUUGAGGUAGAAGUUUAUAAAGAUAAAAAGGAAAAAGAAUAUAAAUAUUCAUCGUCGAUUGCUGGGGAUGAGGAAGCAAUUACCAGUUUUGUUUCGGAAAUAGAAAGUUAUCAAAACGCGACCCCUGGCUCUCUCAAACAAAAACUUUAUCAACUUAAGAACAUCAACGAUGACUUUGAAAAAGUAAAAGACAUUUGUGAGAAAUAUUUGAAAGAAAUUCAAGAUUUAAACCAAUGGAAAACAGUAGGCAUAAAAACUCCGAAUGAGGUCAAUAUAGCCCAAGAAAAUGGAUUUGAUAUUAUUGCUAAUUCGAGUUUAAAAAAUGAAAUUAAAGAAGGGAAAUAUAAAGGAUUUUCUAUUGCCAGCCCAGAAAAGUAUAAAGUUGUAGAAACAAACAGUUUUAGUUUCAAUAGUUCUUUGAAUGUAGUAGACAGAAACCGCUACACCAAAGAUAAUAUUGACAUGUUUCGCGAUUUCUUCACUAAUGACUUAAGCCAGUCCGACCCGAAAUAUUUUCGCGGUUUUCGUCCUGGUGACAUUAAGCAGUUGUCUGACGGAAAAUUUGUUAGCGUUAACCAUCAGGCCGAUGUCCAAAAUAAAAAAGAUAACCAGUGA
This is a messenger RNA of Ambispora gerdemannii, 933 nucleotides long. The record is from the annotation of a GenBank genome assembly. NCBI's taxonomy places the organism in Eukaryota, Fungi, Glomeromycota, Glomeromycetes, Archaeosporales, Ambisporaceae.